This is a messenger RNA of Equus caballus (horse), 3074 nucleotides long. Lineage: Eukaryota; Metazoa; Chordata; Mammalia; Perissodactyla; Equidae. The record is from RefSeq and is a predicted model, not a curated record.
AGCUCACUUCAGUUCAUCACAUAGGCACUGUAUCAUUUCACAGAAUCACAAAACGUAGGGUGAGUACAGUAGAAUGUAUUUUGAAAGAAAGAGACUACAGUCAUUUAACAUUUAUUACAGAAUACUGUUGGAAAUCUGCUUUAUUAUUGGUUAUUGUUGUUAAUCUUUUACUGUACCUAAUUUAUAAAUUAAGCUUUAUCAUAUAUCUGUAUGUGUAGGAAAAAACAUAGUACAUAUAGAGUUUGGUACUAUCCACAGUUUCAGGUCUGGUACUAUUCAGGUUUCUGGAAUGUAGCCCCCUUCUAUAAAAGCAGGCUAAUGUAAUUCACAAUUCAUGGGCACUAUCUUCAUCCUGCCACAGAAGUAUAAAUCCCUUUUAAGAAGAUACUAUUCCUUAUACUUUUCUGAUUUCUCCCAUGGUACAAUCUAUAAAGACUGUAAGCAAUUCUGAAUAACCAGGAAGGGAAUCAGUAAUGAGAGGGAAAGAGCAUGUUUGUGGCAAGUGGAAGAGUAAACUGAGCAAUCAUUAGGAAUGCAAAUUCUGAUGCACUUUCUUCCCUGCCAAAAAAAACCUUGUGAUGUAGCAGGAAGCUUUGUUAAUGGGCAGGGUAUGAACUCUGCAAAUUUUAAAUCCCCAGAGAUCCCCAGAGAGUUUAAAUCACAAGUUACACAAAGCCCUGUAACUAAUGAGAACAAAUUACAAAGUUGAGUGGAAAACUUCUCUUGCUCCCUUUGAUGAAAGGAGAGAGGAAAUCCCUCAGGUCUCCUAACCAGAAUCAAACCUCAAGAGCUGAGGAACCUCAGGCCCUGAUGAAAAUCAGACAAUCUAUAUAAAUUGGUAGAAGGAAUGACUCUAAACCAUCGUGAUUUAGUGAGUGGUGAGAACUGAUCACAGCACAUAUGGCUUAGCCACACAAUUUAUGUCAAAAAACAUCUAGAGUCAUAGAAAGCUGAAGCUUAUACCAAAUUAGGACAUUUUCCUCACUUCCCAGCUGAGGAAACUUAGAGCCAAACCGUGCAGGGACUUUCCCAAUUUCACUAAACUAGCAGUGAUAAAGUUAAGAAUCCAGACUCUUAGAGCAGUGAUUUUCAUACAAAGUCAAACUCUGUCUCUUUUGUUGGAGAACAAAGCAUGCUUCCAGCAAUGUGAAGACUAUCCUGGGAGACCAUAACUAUAACACUGAAUAGGCUUUGGAGCCCUGAUAAAAUACACAAGAUACAACCAUUCAAACAAUGAAGAUCAACCAGACAAUCCUGCAGGAAUUCAUUCUUGUUGGCUUUUCUGUUUACCCACAUGUACAGACAUUCCUCUUUGUGGUCUUCUUUUGCCUCUACCUUCUCACUCUCACAGGUAACCUGGCCAUCAUAGGUCUUACUUGGUUGGACAGAGCUCUCCACAGCCCCAUGUACCUCUUCCUCAGUGCACUCUCCUUCUCUGAGACCUGCUACACACUGACCAUCAUCCCCAAGAUGCUGGCAGAUCUUCUGGCCAAAAGUAGAAGCAUUUCAGUCAUAGGUUGUGGCUUGCAGAUGUGUUUCUUCUUGGGACUUGGUGGCACUAAUUGUAUCAUCCUUACAUUGAUGGGCUAUGAUCGCUUCUUGGCCAUCUGCAACCCUCUCAGAUAUCCACUGCUUAUGACCAACAUGGCAUGUGGACAAUUGGUGGCCUCUGCUUGGGCUGGAGGCUUCUUUAUAUCUCUGAUAGAGACUGCGCUGAUAUUCAAGGGCUCUUUCUGCAGCCCCAACCUUGUCAAACACUUUUUCUGUCAUAUGCGGGCAGUUGUGAGGCUGAAUUGUCUAGACAGUGACCUCACAGAAUUUAUUGUAACUGUGAUCUCAGUGUCAGGCUUGCUGGGCACAUUCCUGCUCAUCAUCCUAACUUAUGUUUUCAUCCUUUCCACUGUCCUCAGGAUCCCUUCAGCUGAGGGCAAGCAGAAGGCAUUUUCCACCUGUGCCUCCCACAUCACAGUGGUCAUCAUCCACUUUGGCUUUGCAUCUAUUGUUUAUCUGAAGCCUGAAGCCUCAGGGGGAGAUGACACACUGAUAGCAGUUCCUUACACUGUCAUUACCCCUUUCCUCAGCCCCCUCAUUUUCAGCCUCAGGAAUAAGAACGUGAAGACUGCUUUUGGAAAGGUGCUUGGAAAGGCAAGAUACUUGUAUAAAUAGUUUUGGAUUAUUGCUUCAUGAUUGAACGUCGCCAGAAGUCAUUUAGGCAUCUACCCCGUAACAGCUAGAGAAGCCUGUAACAUUUGUCUUUUUCCAUAGUUUGGCAGAUGGAUAUCAAGUGACUGAGUCUGGGUCCUAAGACAUCACAAUCAUUUAAUCAGCUUGUUAGGGAAGUUGUCCAAUUCUUCUACUUCUACUGUCCAACGCUAUCUACUUUUAUUACUGCUAUCAAUCAUCCAAUCACUUCUAUUUCUGCUAUCUGGCUCUGCAGGUGCUAGGCUUCUGCCAGUCAACUUCUAGGUGUCCUACACCAUUGAUGGAGUAGGAAAUGAAAUAUUGUGGAAGCAAAAAACAUCACCUGUCACCUCUACACUAAAAGAUGUUUUCAAACAUUUAAAGAUGUAAAGGCUCAGAAACUUUUCUAGGCAGCAUUGUGAGGGACCGGGUUGCAUCUCCCAGGAAACAAAUCAUUUCUAGGAGGAGAUAAACUAUGUAGAAACCACCCACUGUCUACUUGCAUAUAUCUGGAUUGAUAUCUAUAUUUGUUAUGUGCCCAUGCCGUACUGAUACUAAUACUGUUCAUGACAGUGUCCUUCCAGUGACUAUCAGAUGAUAAGUUCUGUAUAUACAGGAUAUCUUGGAAUAUUGACUCAAACAACUAACGAGAAUAGUAAAGCCUACAUAUUCUAUGGGGGGAUCUAUGGGCGAGGGCUGGAAAUAAUCUCCAUUUUCUUUAAAGAUAUUCAAAAACAAAUGUUUUUUAAAAAUCAAGCUAUGUCAUGAUAUUGAGAGUUUGGCAAACAAAGGCAUUUUGGAAUCAUUUUGACAAACAUACAACGUGUAAUAAAGGAAAUCAGAUCAACACAGCAUUCACCUUUAUACCAUCAGGAAGAAAAUUAGAAGAACAG